AUGAAUUGUACCGGCCUCCAGGACACUCCUGGGGGUCCUACAGUCGUGAACGUCGAUGGUCUGCAAACACUAGCAGCUAAUCCUAGCUCCGCUGGAUGCGGCUCAAAUGUGCAGUGCGACCAACGACGGGUGUCAGGUGUGGAGACGCCUGACGAGGGGCCAGAUGCGCUAGAUUUACACCGACAAUCUACAGGGUCGAAGACACUGAAUACUGACGAGCGCUCGCGCGCGGAAAUGGCCAGCGCGGGGGCAUCAAAUUAUGUACAAUCAAGCUUCGUUGCAGCCGACCUCUCGCCACCCAGCGCAGGGCUUUUAUAUAACCAAGUAUGUGCGGAUUUUACCGCUGCAGCACUAAGGAGCAGCAAUAUUUUUCGCAAACCUUGUCAAGUCAGAAACAGGACCGCCGUAGCAGGUCGCGAUAUAGGCAUUGCGCCAGCCAUUGAUCCGAUGGUUCAACAAAUGAACCGUUCUGCACUUCAGAGCAGCCAGGCGUCUGUCUAUGGGGAGGAAGCCAACCUUUCGAACGCAACCAACGUCUUGUCCCAGUCGCGUGCGGUGACGCUCUCGUCGCCUAUUGCGUUGCAUCUUUGCGACGCGAAGGGUAGAAAUGAGGGAGCAGAUUCAGACAGGACAAUUCCAACCCAAUGGGGAAGCGUGGCUGAGUCCGCAACUCGCGCUCAUUCAGAAUGUCUGUUUCAAAAAGCACUCGAGGUGAAGACACAAUGUGGGGCACGCGAGCAACUGAGACAUGCCUUGGUGUGGGGAGGAGACCGGUUGCCGUCACCUGCAGUCUCAGCUGAUGCCUCGCUGUCGCCUGUCAUCGCAGACUCAAGUACAAAUGGUCCCUCUGUCACGCAUGGAGUCGCUCCGUCCCAACAAGGCGGCCUCGCCUUUGACACAGGACGCACAGGCAUUCAUGCGCUCACUGAUACUAAUGCAGCACGACGAAGCUUCACCACUGCCGAAACAUGGAGUCCAGUUGCACUUGAGACCCUGCCCCCGCCCACAAACGCCGCUGGUUCUGUGACCCCAAACCCGGACGCCCCAGACCCUCUUAAAUCGACUACGGUUGCACCGCUCAUCGAAGAGGCGCGUGACGAAAACAUGAAUUCGCUCGUGGAGCGAGCAUUUCGUGAUGCUGGCCGGGAAGACAGCAUGUCACCAGACCAAGUAGUUGACUUUAUCUUCCGAUAUAGCGAAGCCCUGGAACCCGAAGGGAAUGCGUACAGAUCAACUCGUUAG
This is a messenger RNA of Besnoitia besnoiti, 1242 nucleotides long. RefSeq lists its product as uncharacterized. The record is from RefSeq and is a predicted model, not a curated record. Bases 1 to 1242 code for a protein of 413 amino acids. The transcript has a single exon. NCBI's taxonomy places the organism in Eukaryota, Apicomplexa, Conoidasida, Eucoccidiorida, Sarcocystidae.